Messenger RNA from Ctenopharyngodon idella (grass carp), 2669 nucleotides. RefSeq names its product gastrula zinc finger protein XlCGF8.2DB-like. Gene Ontology annotation, biological process: regulation of transcription by RNA polymerase II. The transcript is spliced from 3 exons. The coding region runs from base 214 to 1197 and encodes 327 amino acids. Lineage: Eukaryota; Metazoa; Chordata; Actinopteri; Cypriniformes; Xenocyprididae. The record is from RefSeq and is a predicted model, not a curated record. Gene Ontology annotation, molecular function: RNA polymerase II cis-regulatory region sequence-specific DNA binding; DNA-binding transcription factor activity.
UCGCGCACUUCCGGGUGUCACGCGCCAGCGGAGUAACUGCCAUUGAAAUGCCAUAUCAAUCUCUCCAUAUAUUAUAGAAGACGAGAGGAAAGCUGGCGUAACGUUUCCAGGUGAAGAAAGUGAACAGUGCGAGUGACACUAUUGUAAAGAUGGAGUUUAUUAAAGAGGAGAGUGAAGACGAGUGAUGCAGAAACUGAGGAACAGAGAGACUUGAUGGAAGUGAAAGUGGAGUGUGAAGAACUGAAUGUAGUGGAGGAGGAUCAUCAGUAUCAGAGACCUCAGAAGGUCAUAAUGGGAGAAAAGUCAUCACAGUCCGAAAGCGAUUUCUCCCAGAAAAGAACAGGAGCCAAAAAACCACCAUUCAUCUGUCCUCAGUGUGGGAAGUGUUUCACACUCAAAGUGAACCUUGAAAGCCACAUCAAAAUUCACACCGGAGAGCGUGAUUUCACCUGUCUGCAGUGCGGCAGUAGCUUCUUCAAAAACGCCGAUCUGAAGAGACACCUGCAAACACACACCGGAGAGAAGCCGUUCAGCUGCCCUCACUGCGGGAAGAGCUUCACACGCAAAGAGAGCCUGGAGAAUCACAUCCGGAUCCACACCGGAGAGAAGCCUUUCACCUGCCUACUGUGUGCCAAGAGCUUCAUACACAAAGGACACUUUAAGAACCAUAUGCGCAUUCACUCCGGAGAGCGUCCGUUCACGUGUCAUGAGUGUGGGAAGAGCUUCACGCAGGCCACCGUCCUCAAAAACCACCAGCACUCGCACUCGGGAGAGAGACCGUUCAGCUGCGGCCAGUGCGGUAAAAGCUUCAUUUCAGCGAAGCACCUGAAGAUCCACCAGAAAAUUCACCAGAAGCUUUUCUUGUGCUCUUUCUGUGGAAAGAUGUUCUCACAGCUGGGCUACCUGAAAGAGCACCAGAAAAUACACAGCGGCGAGAAAGUUCACAUGUGCUCGGUGUGCGGGAACAGCUUCUCUAGAGCCAAAUAUCUGAAAGAGCAUCAGAAGGUCCAUACGGGAGAGAAACCCUACAAGUGCUCACACUGUGACAAGAGCUUCAGUCAGUCAGGGAACCUGAAAAUACACGAGAGAGUUCACACCGGAGAGAAGCCGCACCGCUGCCCGCCAUGUGGAAGGAGUUUCGUCACAUCCAGCGCUCUGCUGUCUCAUCGAAGGAAAUGUCGCCAAAAGUUGUCGUAGAGAGCAAGAGUCAAUAGUGUGAAAUUAAGAUGAACUGAAGUGUCAUUGUGCAAGAUCAUUUGCUUCUACAUCUUUGUGCACAGCUACAUAAAACAUGUUAACUGUGUGUAAUGGCAUUCGUUUCCAUCCACCUAUUUAUAUGUGAAUUUUGGGAUAUUGCAAUAAAAAACGCUGGAUGGAAAUGCCAAGAUGCGCUUAAAUUCUAAAAAUGUGCAUAAAAAACAUGAGCUCAACUGAGGUGGAUAAUUGUUGUUUUUUUCCGAUAAGAAGACUACGAUGGAAGCUACGAUGGAAACACAUUUAUUGAAUAAAUCCCUCGAUAUGCAACAAAAGCUCACAUGACUUUGCCUCAACAGAGGCUGUGAUUGGAUAACUGGACUAACCGCAAUCGCAUCUCAAAUGUUGGUUUGGUGGUUUUGAAAUGCCUGAGCCAAAGUCUGUCAUCAGAAUGAUUUGGUUUUGGUUAUGGUUUAAUUCCCUCCUUUUUUUUUUUUUUUUUUUUUGCUAUAUUCCAUUUUUGCACAUUAGCUAUUUAACUUAUGUUUAACAUAAAUCUAUUAUUUCUCCAUGCAUAGCCUUAACAAAUCAAGUGUAUACACUGUAAAAAAUGAAUGUGAUUUUAACAGUAAAAUAUUGUAAAAACGCUACGGAAAAAAAUUGUAAAUAGGUUAACAGUAAGUUCCCGUACUAUAUACAGGGAAAACUGUAAAAGCUCUUACCAGACAUUUUAUGUAAUUUUCACAGUAAAAUGCUGCAAAUUUUACACUUUUUAGAAGUAAAAAAGAACAAAUCAAUGUAUAAUUUACAGUCAAAAACUGUAAACUGAUAUUCCCACAAUCCCCUGUGUGACACUCCACAUUUGAAAGUAUUUUGUUUAAAAAAUCAUGUUUCUUAAUAGUUUUUGUUAUCAGUUAUGUACAUUAUGGUUUUAUGUUACAUCUUCUGUUGUUUAAUGAAUGUUUAUUGCAUUAUGUAAGUGUUGUGGGUUACCAUGAUGGUGUUUUGCGUUUGCGUGAAUGACUCUUUGCACCCUCUUUACAUUAGUAUGUACUUCAGCUAGUGGAAAAGCUAUUUGUGAUGAACUCUGAUUCUUCAUGUGGCUUUCUCUUUUAGCACCUGCAUUAUUAUGGUGGUUGUCAGUAUAUGUUAAAGGUACAAAACAGAUUUUAGUAGUAGUGUGCAUUGUUGAAUUUACUUGUUUACAUUCAAAUUUUCUUGUUUGUAAAUGACAGUUUGUUCUGUAAAUGUGUUUACAGUUUUUUCUGUAUUUUUUACAAAAUUAUUCUAGCAACCACAGCUGCCAAAAUUAUUUUGUAAAAACUACGGAAUAUUUUUUACAGUGUAAUGUUAGCUUGUGAGAGGCGGUGAAUGGAAAAUAUGUGCAGUGAGAAUGUGAGGAGAUCAGAAUGGAAGCCUAACAAGUCAACAAUACACAAAUUGUGUAUUAAAUCAGUCAAGCUUGGGCAUGUUCA